This is a messenger RNA of Anolis sagrei ordinatus, 3085 nucleotides long. NCBI's taxonomy places the organism in Eukaryota, Metazoa, Chordata, Lepidosauria, Squamata, Anolidae. The record is from RefSeq and is a predicted model, not a curated record.
AGAAGACGGAGGAAGGGGGCGGGCUUCUUCUUCGUUGGGCCUCCACUUCCGCCAUCUUUGUCAGGCGGGAAAGCAAAGAGACAGAGAGAGGGGCAUGAGGAUUCUCUGGAGCCAUCCCUGGUGUGAUGAGAAACAAACGAGCUUCAAGUGAAUAUUAAGGAAUUUGGAAACCAAAGUGCAGUAAAGAAACCAGUCCAGUAGGAAAAAGGAAUCCUCUCACUGUGCUCAUCUUGCUGAAUUCUUACAUUCACUUUUGAUCCUCAAGUAGAAUCCUAGAGUUGGAAUAGGCCACAUGGACCACCUACUACCUCUGAUGGCCAUCCAGCCUCUAUUUAAAUGCCUCCAAAGCAGCCUUCACUACACUCUUAAGGCAGAGAGUUCCACUGCUGAACAGUCAGAAAGUUCCUCCAAAUGUUACGAUGGAAUCUCCUUUCCUGUAAUUUGAACCCAUUUCUGUGAGUAAUUAGAAAGGGAUAAACAAGACUCAGAUGUCCAUACUACAAUUAAAUGUACAUAAUGUUGGCAUGGAGGAGAAAGCAUAUCAAUGUAUUGAAUGUGGAAAGAGCUUUAGUCAGCAUGGAAAGCUGAAGAUACAUCAAUGGAUUCACACUUGGGAGAAACCUUAUACAUGUCUGGAGUGUGGAAAGAGCUUUGCUCAGAGUGGAGGCCUAUGUUCGCACCAAAGGAUUCACACUGGGGAGAAACCCUAUAACUGCCAGGAGUGUGGAAAGAGCUUUGCUCACAGUGGAGGCCUGCGUUCGCAUCAAAGGACUCAUACUGGAGAGAAACCAUAUACAUGCCUAGAGUGUGGACAAAGCUUUGCUCAGAGUUCAAAUCUGCGUAGACAUCAAAGGUUUCACACUGGAGAGAAACCUUAUAAAUGCUUAGAGUGUGGACAGAGCUUCACUCAGAGUUCAGAUCUGCAAAAACAUCAAAGGACUCACACUGGGAAGAAACCCUAUACAUGCCUGGAAUGUGGAAAGAGUUUUGCUUGGAUUGGAAGCCUACAUUCACAUCAAAGACUUCACACUGGGGAGAAACCCAAUAAAUGCCUGGAGUGUGGACAGAGGUUUUCUGAUAGCACAGGUCUACGUAGACAUCAAAGGAUUCACACUGGAGAGAAACCGUAUAAAUGCUUGGAAUGUGGACAGAACUUCACUCAUAUUUCAAGACUACAUUCACAUCAAAGGAUUCACACUGGGGAGAAACCAUAUACAUGCAUGGAGUGUGGACAGAGCUUCACUGAGAGUGGACAUCUACGUUCACACCAAAGGGUUCACACUGGGGAGAAACCUUAUACAUGCCUGGAGUGUGGACAGAGCUUCAGUGAGAUUGGACAUUUACGUUCACACCAAAGGAUUCACACUGGAGAGAAACCAUAUACAUGCCUGGAGUGUGGACAGAGCUUUGCUCAGAGUUCAGGUCUACGUUCACAUCAGCGGAUUCACACUGGAGAGAAACCCUAUACAUGCUUGAAGUGUGGAAAUACCUUCACUCAUAGUUCAAGUCUACGUUCACAUCAGAUGAUUCACACCGGGGAGAAACCCUAUACAUGCCUGGAUUGUGGAAAGAGCUUCACUCAGAGUUCAGGCCUAUGUUCGCAUCAAAGGACUCACACUGGGGAGAAACCCUAUAAAUGCCUGGAUUGUGGUCAGAGCUUUGCUCAUAGAUCAGGUCUACAUAAACAUCAAAGGACUCACACUGGGGAGAAACCAUAUACAUGCCUGGAGUGUGGAAAGAGUUUCACUCAGAGUUCAGGUCUACGUUCGCAUCAAAGGACUCACACUGGGUAGAAACCCUAUAAAUGCCUGAAGUGUGGACAGAACUUCACUUAGAGUUCACAUCUACACAGACAUCAUUGGAGAAAAUUGUGAUAAUUGACGUCAGAGAGUAUUUCUAACGUACAAAAGCAACUCUGGUAAUGGAUUAUGAAGAUGUGCGAAUUUGCCAAAUUGAACAAACUGACCACAAUGUGGGCAAAUGUCAGUUGUGAUAUUUAUUAAUUGAAAGAAUGUUAUCAAAAGUGGAAGUGUGAUUACAUAGCUUUAUUUAAAGGGGGUAGAAUAAUAAGGGAUUUAUUUUUUUUUUUUGUGUCAGGAGCGACUUGAGAAACUACAAGUCACUUGUGGUGUGAGAGAAUUGACUGUCUGCAAGGACGUUGCCCAGGGGAUGCCUGAAUGUUUUGACGUUUUACCAUCCAUGUGGGUGGUUUCUCUCAUGUCCCUGCAUGGGGAGCUGGAGCUGACAGAAGGAGCUCAUCCGCACUGUCCUUGGAUUCGAACCUGCGACCUGCUGUCCUGGUGGCACAAAAGUUUAACCCACUGUGCCACCAGGGGUUCCAGGAAUUGAAAUUAACAGAUAGAAUAAGACUUGUAGAAGUGUGCCCACGUCUGUUUGUUCAUUUCUUAGUUCACUUUGUGUGUCUAUGUUGAUAUCUAUUUCAUUGGUGUUUUUGUUUCUGAUUUAAUUUUGUAUUUUAUGUAUUAGUUUGCUGUGUAGUUCAAGCAUUAUAUACAAUUUCUGCCUUCUUUGUUUUGUUGUUUUUAAUGUCUAUUUUUUAUAUAUAUAUAUUUCUUUUUGCAAAAGGGUUGAAAUUGCUGAAACCAGAGUCGAAUAGGUUUUAGCCCAAAAUGAGUUUUAGUGCCUAAACCAGAGUGCCUUUGAACAUCAUUUCUGGCCUCUGUGUUGGUCUUGCUUCAGACAUGAUUAUUCCUAUUCUGUUAUGUAGAACAUAUAUUCACUGCUUUGGAAUCCCUGGUAGCGCAAUGGGUUAAACUUUUAUGCCCGCAGGACUGAUAACUGACAGGUCAGAGGUUCGAAUCUGGGGAGAACAUGGAUGAGCUCCUUCUGUCAGCUCCAGCUCUCCAUGUGGGGACAUAAGAGAAGCCUCCCACAAAGAAGGUAAAAGAAACAAACAAACAAAUCUGGGUGUCCCCUGGGCUACAUCUUUGCAGAUGGCCAAUUCUCUCACACCAGAAGCAACUUGCAGUUUCUGAAGUCACUCCUGACAUGAAAAAAACUGCUUUGAUCACCAUCUAUUGCUUUUUAAUGUACUGUUUCUUCAGUAAAUCUUGAAUUGAUCCUC